AUGAGCACGGAGCUGGCAACACUGCACGAGUCUUUGUUGGACUUUCAGAGGCAGAUGAGGGCUUUGCUGUUGCGAGUUGAGACUCUGGAAAGGCGAUCAGAAUCUAGCUGGGAAGUGGUAGCUGAUCCACACGGUGCGUCCGAAGGGCUUGCUGAGUGGGAAAGCCGCCUUAUUGCUGCGACAACUCCGGACGCUGUUCUGGCUGCUGCUUUGAGCUCUAUCAACCAUUUGCUGUCAGCUCGUGGCACUCUGAGCACUGUGAGCGGCUGGUGCACCCGUGCAAGAUUGGGUCGUGCUCUUCGCGCUGGAGUGGUAGCUCGUCGCUGCCAGGCCUCUGGAAUGGCCAGUGGAGCUGUGAGUGGCUCUGUGACUGCAGAAUUUGUAAAUCGUGCCCUAGCUGGCUCCGUCAAAGAUCGUUUGUCAGCUCUGGUUUUGACUGAUUCAGCAACUGGAAACGCAACAUGGAAAAGUCAAGUUUUGCUGGUCCGCUCUCGCGUCAAUGGGUUCAUGGCAAUGUUGCCUCGAGCCGCCGAAAUCGAAGAGUGUUUACAUGCCUUCACCAUUUCUCCAGGAGAAGAGGUGGUUAUGCUGUCCGCGGUCGAUGUGGCCUUCGAGACAGCGCGUGGCCGACAGCUGGGAGAAGGUCCGGUUCUCAUCGCAGAUUUGCCUUGGAGCUAUCUAGGACUGUUCAGAAAACCCGGCCGCAAUGGCCUGCCCCUGGUGAGUUUUCAGCACGAAUCGGGUGCCGGCCGCCCAUCCUUAGAUGCCGCUCUGAUCGUUGCCGAACAGUGGAUCCACGAUGUGUUAGAUCCCGAUACUGCCAACGAGUAUGCUUCAGCAUUCGAAGAUGGUGUGCCUAUCGAGGAUGCCGAGGACGAAGUGCCCAGUCCGAGCACACUCCGUGCUGCCGUGCCAGAUCAUGUAGCUGCCUUGCAGGAGCGCGUGGCCAUGCUAGAAGGCCUUGUGAAAGCUCAGGGAACAGGCGGCCAGACAGGUCGUGGAGAAUCGGGCCUGAAGUCCAGUUUGUUCGACCGUGCGCCCAAGCAGACCAUCACUCAGGCAGAGCUCGAGCGUCUGCACCGAGCAGUGGGCCCUGCGCCCAAACGUCUAGGUCGAGCAGAGGCAGGAGGUCAGCAGACAGGGUUCCGCCCGGAUCCAGCGGACGAUGCCUUGUUGGCAGAGGUGGAUCGAGGAGUAGCCGAUUUAGAGUCAGAGACCCAAGUUCUGGAGCAACAAGUCUUGGCACAGCUGGCAAGCAGUUCAGACCCCUUGCAGCGCCUGAUGGUUCUGCAGAUGCGACAAACUCAGGAUCUUGUGAAAGCUCUUAUGCCCCGACAACAGACAGAUCCGAUUGCCGCCAUGUUAAGCGGCUCGGACAACGGUGCCGCCAGCUCAGGCGGCGGAGUUUCUGUGAAGGGCUACGCAGCUCGGGAGAUGUUCCUCAAGCAGCUACAGGACGAUCACAAGCUAGUCGAGUUAAUCAAGCAGAAUGCCAGGCUGGAACUGGGUGUUCAGAAGGGAAGGGAAGAACCUUCUUUGAUGAAGACAUUCCUGGAGCAGCGCAUCCCGAUUGGCGACCAUCGCUUGCUAGCCCAGUUUGGGUACAUGCUGGCUUCGGGGUGGGAGCUGGGCGAGACAUCCCAGAAUCACCAACUCAUGGCGUUUUGCGGAAGGAUGAUGAUGUUUGUAGAGCAAAGCUGUUUGGAUUCCGGCCGCGCAGGCCUUGCCUGGCUGAUGACGGGUCUUCCAGAACCGAACUUCCAGCAGCUAGCUUUGAACAAGAAAAGGUCAACACUGACGCCUUUUGCCAAGUUAGCCCCGCCAACAUGGAUCGCUGCCAACCUGAGUUACCUCAAGGAUGUGGACACGUUCGAUUCGCGUCUUCGGCAGUUAGGAAUCAGCAAGUCUCAGAAUCCGCAAACUCCGGAAGGGGAUCCAGAAGAUCGGAAUCCCAAGCCGAAAUUCAAGCCCAAGAAGCCAAAGGGCGGCAAGGGAGCAAAGGGGUCCGAAGCGGCCUCAAACGACGGCUCCAAUGCAUGCUUUGGUGCCAGCUUGGCUCUCACGCACUGUGGGCUUGCCUACCAAUCGCAAGCCUUUGUGGCCUGUCCCUCCACCCCUUUGGAGAUGGCCGGGGAGCCUUGGACUGAUGCCCAGUAUAAAGUGCUAGAAGUCUUGCAAGAGCACAUUGACCACUUUUGCAGCCAGCCGACCUUUAGCCAGACUGACUUAGGGAGGUUCGGGGAAAAAUUCGCUGCUUUGGGAAAGUCGCUUCAGGAACUGCCGCAACAUGUGGAAGUGGACCUUGGUGAUUUGUUGCAUGAAAUCAAAUUGAGUUUCGAUGCGUACGCCCGCUUUGAAGUUGAUGGACCUACAAAGGACCGGCCCGAUUGGCUGAUUGCUCUGGAGAAUGGGAAUUUCAAGCAGUUUGACCUUGUUUGCCAGGCAGCUGGCUAUCCUCGUGUUAUCGGCAGGUGGAUUAGAAUGUUGCUGCUGUUAGCUGGGGAUGUUGAGAGAAAUCCCGGCCCGGAGAGACCACCAGCACAUGCGCCGAGAGGCGAGCUGAAUAUGGACAUCGGUUUUGCCAAGGCGACCUCUCAGAGAAUGAAAAAGUGUUUUUCUGCAUUUCAGCAUUGGAUUGAGCUGGAAGUAAAGAUAGACUUCAACAGUCUGAUGCAGGAGCACGAGACCUGUAGCCUAGCUCUUCGAGCGUAUGGGUUGCAUCUCUUCCGUUGCGGAUAUCCCAGAUACAUGUAUGUGUAUGCGAUCACGGCGGUCCAGGACACUUUUCCUCAGCACCGGCCUUUCCUGGGAGCAGCUUGGCAGGUUGACAAGAAGUGGCAAGUAGCUGAGCCAGGCCAAUGUCGGCCAGUUCUAUCCCUGCCUAUUUUCAGGGCUGCUCUUUGCGUGGCUUUGCUCUGGGGAUGGAAGCGAUGGGCGGCUGUCUCCAUGAUCGCGUUUGCUGGGAUGCUGCACCCUGCAGAGUUUAUAGCACUCGAGCGCUGUGACUUGAUGCUGCCUAGAGAUACUUUCUUUUGUACUGAUCAACUUCAUCGUGGAGUCACUCCUGGAACUUUACGAGGAUCUGGGGCGACAUGUCUCUAUUUGCAGACAGAGAACAUCCCACUGAUUUGCUGGCGUGGUCGGUGGAGCCGUGUCAAGACGUUAGAGUACUACUUACAAGAAGUGGCAGCUCAAGUGAUGCAUCAUUCUCUGAAGCCUGAAGCGAAAGCCGUGAUCGAAACUUUGAAUGAAGCAUGUCUUGGAGUUUUUACCAUGGUUUUGCAUGCGGUGAGCAAGGACGCUUGCGGCGCAGCAUGGGCAGCUUGGAGUGGAAGUGAGAAAUGGAGGAUGCAAAGUAUCCUUCAAGUGAAUGUGAACGAUCUGUCUGCCUCAAGCUUUUUCCCACAGGCCUCCCACCCGGAUUGA
Molecule: messenger RNA, 3426 nt
Organism: Cladocopium goreaui
Lineage: Eukaryota; Dinophyceae; Suessiales; Symbiodiniaceae
Source: the annotation of a GenBank genome assembly